AUGGCUCUCAAGAUUCCCGUCGAAAAGGGCUGGCAGUAUGCCCAACUUACGCCUUCCCACACCGAAUGGGCCACCUGUCAAUCCUUCCCCACUUCAGUCCAUGUCGAGCUGCUCAAAGCGGGGAAAAUUCCUGAUCCCUACAUCGGGUUACACGAGUGGGACGUUCAGUGGAUCGGAGAGUCGGACUGGGCAUUUAAAACGGCUCUCGACUUAACGAGCGAACAGUUGCGUGAGCCUCAUGCCGAUCUGGUCUUCGAGGGAUUGGAUACGUUCGCGACCGUGUUUAUCAAUGGCCAGGCGGUGCUCGAGACGCAGAACAUGUUCAUGACGUAUCGUGUCGGCGUGAAGAAGGCUCUGAAGCCUGGCGUCAACGAGAUCUAUAUUCGAUUUGCUAGUGCCUUCAGGAAAGGAAGGGCAUUGGAAGAGGGGCAUGGCAAGAUGAAGCUCUGGAAUGGCGAUUCCAGCCGGCUCCACAUCCGCAAGGCUCAGUACAACUAUGGGUGGGAUUGGGGCCCCGUCCUCAUGACCGUCGGGCCUUGGCGACCCAUCAUUCUAGAAACGUAUACGUCGCACAUUUCCGACCUCCGUGUGAGCUCUCUUGUCGACCGUGACCUCACUACCACUGUUACCACAACAUUCGACAUUGAUGGGGUUUCCUCGCCAGGAGCUACGGCUCAAAUUGUUCUGAAAGCACCCUCAGGUAAGGUGGUAAAGACCGAGGCAAUCAAAGUCGAGGGUGGGAGAGGAAAGGUGAUUUGGAAGUUUGCUAAGGGUGACCUCAAGCUCUGGUAUCCCAUCGGCUAUGGGAAGCAGCCCUUGUACAUCGUGGACGUGCAACUUGCUGACUCUCAAGGAGCGGCUCUGAAUGCAGCUAGCCAGAAGGUCGGUAUAAGGCGUGUGGAAGUGGUGCAGCGACCUCUGCAGGACGAUGAAGGAAUGACUUUCUUUUUCGAGGUUAACAAUAUCCCGAUCUUUUGCGGUGGUUCUAACUGGAUUCCUGCGGACAACUUCCUCACCGACAUUACACCCCAGCGAUAUCGUGACUGGUUGCAGCUGAUGGUGGAAGGAAACCAAAACAUGGUUCGGGUUUGGGGUGGUGGGAUCUACGAGCCAGACGUCUUCUACGACAUCUGUGACGAACUUGGUAUUCUAGUCUGGCAAGAUUUCAUGUUUGGCUGCGGUCAGUACCCUGCAUAUCAAUCCCUGAUCGACAACGUCAAGCUUGAACUGGAAUGCAACGUGAAGCGCCUCAGACAUCACCCAUCUCUCGUUAUUUUCGCGGGGAACAAUGAGGACUACCAGCUUGCCGAAGCUUACAAGCUCGAUCUUGACUAUGCGGACAACAGUGGCAAGAAGGACUUCACGAAGACCGACUUUCCAGCAAGAGAGUUCUACGAAAAGAUCAUGCCAGAGAUUGUUGGACGUCUCAGUGAUACGCAUUACCACCGCUCCAGUCCCUACAGUGGAUUUGGCAAAGAUACAAGGGACCAGAAGCAUGGCGACUUGCAUCAGUGGAACGUUUGGCAUGGCUCACAGGAACCUUGGCACAAUUGGGACAUACUGGCCGGCCGAUUCGUCUCGGAAUUUGGGAUGCAGGGUUAUCCAGAUAUACGAACCGUUGACUACUGGCUAGGCGGGGAUGCUGCUGAGCGCUUCCCUCAAUCUCGCACCUCCAACAACCAUAACAAAGCUGACGGCUUUGAGCGGAGACUUGAACUGUAUCUCAUGGAAAACUUCAAGCACGCAUUCGACAUGGAAAGCUAUGUGUAUUAUACCCAGGUUAUGCAGGCGGAGACCCUCGCUGCGGCAUAUCGCUUGUGGCGACGCAACUGGAGAGGACCAGGGAAGGAGCAUACGGCGGGAGCGUUGGUCUGGCAGAUCAACGACUGCUGGCCGUGCACUUCGUGGGCCAUUGUGGACUACUUCCUACGGCCGAAACCCGCGUUCUACUCUAUCGCGCGUGAGAUGAGGCCAUACACAGUUGGCAUGACGCGAAAGGAGCACAAGACGUACCAGGAUCCACUCAGUGCUGAUCAGUUUAUCAUCAACACGGAGCUGCAAGUCUGGGGUUGCAACUCCACUUUGGUGCCGAAGAAAGUCAAACUCCUUGUCGAAGCGUUCGAUUUGAACUCAGACUUUACGCAUUCUUCCUCCCAGGAAGUUGUACUGGCACCGAACUCCAGUACAGAACUCUACAAGGGCGAAGUUCCAGGCCAACCAGUACGUACCAAGUUGAGCGAAGUUCCUAGAACCAUCGUCAUUUCGGCACGGAUAUUGGAACCAGACGGCACCGUUGUGGCUCGCUACGCUAACUGGCCCGAGCCAUUCAAGUACAUCCAUUAUCCAACCUUUAGCGAAGUUGGGUUGAACAUCAAGACGGUCGGGGAUGGUGAAACGCUGGAGAUAAGUGUAAAAAAGCCGAUCAAGGGUUUGAUAUUGGAUGUUGUUGGUGAGGAAGUAAAGUGGUCUGACCAGGCUUUGGACCUUAUUCCCGGCGACGUUCAGACUGUGAAGGCGGUAGGGCUAGCCGGGCGCAGCGUCAAAGCCCGCUUCCUUGGGGACGGCACCGCCUGA
Dacryopinax primogenitus is the source of this 2574-nucleotide messenger RNA. Its product is annotated as beta-mannosidase. Gene Ontology annotation, biological process: carbohydrate metabolic process; glycoprotein catabolic process. Bases 1 to 2574 code for a protein of 857 amino acids. Lineage: Eukaryota; Fungi; Basidiomycota; Dacrymycetes; Dacrymycetales; Dacrymycetaceae. Gene Ontology annotation, molecular function: beta-mannosidase activity. The record is from RefSeq and is a predicted model, not a curated record. The transcript is spliced from 5 exons.